Molecule: messenger RNA, 707 nt
Organism: Cuscuta europaea
Lineage: Eukaryota; Viridiplantae; Streptophyta; Magnoliopsida; Solanales; Convolvulaceae
Source: the annotation of a GenBank genome assembly
GGACGCUGGGCAGAAGACUCCCCCGGUUGUGAUUGUGGAUGAGCACUCCACCUCCGAGCCCCACGUUCUGGCGGGCACGACUGCUUCGGACCUUCCCCCGGCACAGAAGGGUGAAGUAGGCUUGCCCCGGGAGGACAUACAGUUUUCCCUCCUGAAGGGGACCGCCAUCCUGCAUGUCACUUUGGACCCUCGGGAGUUCUUGGGCGGGGCCACUCCUUCGCUGGAUAGGACAGCCCUCGGCAGGCUUGACGAUGAUGCCCUCGAGUCUAAGAUCCUUCGGUCAUCUCUCACUGCCUGCAUAGCCCUCGGUGAGCAUGCCCGGAGGUUCGACGAAUGGCGCCUUCACAAGGCCCAACAGGAUGAGGCCAUGAAGAAGCUCAUCCGUGAGAAUGCUGACGCCGUGAGGCAGAUGGCACGGCUUGAAGAGGACCUUCGGCAGACGAAGGCUGAGGCGGAGAGAGCCACACAGGAGAAGGCUGAAGCUGAGAGGGCCACUGCUGAGGCCGCGAAGAAAGCCGUCGAGGAGGCCGAGGCCGCCAAGGCGGAAGUUGUUGCUAGUGCGGUUGCCGCUUUCAGCGCCAAGGGGUGGAGGGCCGAAGGCCACAAGGACUGGGUGGCUUCGGUGGUGGAGGCGUCUGUUGAUGAGUGGGUGAAAGGCCCCGGGGCGAUGUGGCCAGCCCGAAAGGGCAAAGAUUAUUAUGCUGGGG